AUGACUCAAAUCCUCGACGUCAACCCCGAGUUCGUCGUCCGCCUCGGCCAAAAUGACAGCAGCCUCAGUGCCCGCGACAUUGAGGAAAGAAACAAGUCCGGCGUCAUCUGCAACAUCCCCGGCGACAAAGGCGGACGAUGCUCGACUGUGACCAUCAUGCAAGGAAUCGACUACCUGAAGGGACUUACCGGCGUGUGCGGCGUUGCCGCCGGCCCGCGAGUGUGUGCUCGCAUCAGCUGCUCCUACAACGCUGCUAUCUGGCUGUGCAAUGAUAACGCGUGGUACAUCCAGCCCAGCUGUAGCUACCUGGGAACAUAUGCGGAGGAUAUUGUGUCGACCUGUGCCCAUGUGGACUUCAACUCUGGGACCAAGGGCUGGGGGACGCAGUGGAGUGAUACGGUGAAUGGGCAGGAGUUUGAUACGGAUAAUUAUAACGUUAUUGUGGGGGUUGACUCUUGCUAG
Messenger RNA from Aspergillus thermomutatus, 462 nucleotides. RefSeq lists its product as uncharacterized. The transcript has 2 exons. The record is from RefSeq and is a predicted model, not a curated record. NCBI's taxonomy places the organism in Eukaryota, Fungi, Ascomycota, Eurotiomycetes, Eurotiales, Aspergillaceae. The coding region runs from base 1 to 462 and encodes 153 amino acids.